CCGGACGAACUUCGAUCUUAGACCCGGCCAGGUGCCCGCUCGGGUCCAAGCUCAGCAGCGCGCUUGCUGACGUGGGGGGCUCCCCUCGACCCUAAACGAAACCGAAAGUCUGAUCUCAAGUGACUUUACUUUCCCGGGUUGUUCAGGGGUGGCCAUGAGCGGCAGGGCCCGCAAAGAGGCGGUGCAGGCCGCGGCCCGGGAACUGCUCAAGUUCGUCAACCGGAGCCCCUCUCCUUUCCACGCGGUGGCCGAGUGCCGCAGCCGCCUCCUCCAGGCCGGCUUCCAUGAACUCAAGGAGACCGAGAGCUGGGAUAUCAAGCCGGAGAGCAAGUACUUCCUGACCAGGAACUCCUCCACCAUCAUCGCAUUUGCUGUGGGGGGCCAGUACGUUCCCGGCAAUGGUUUCAGCCUCAUUGGGGCCCACACGGACAGCCCCUGCCUCCGGGUGAAGCGGCGGUCUCGCCGCAGCCAGGUGGGCUUCCAGCAGGUUGGUGUGGAGACCUACGGUGGUGGCAUCUGGAGCACCUGGUUUGACCGUGACCUGACCUUGGCUGGACGUGUCAUUGUCAAGUGCCCUACCUCAGGCCGGCUGGAGCAGCGGCUGGUGCACGUGGACAGGCCCAUUCUUCGCAUUCCGCACCUGGCCAUCCAUCUGCAGAGAAAUGUCAAUGAGAACUUUGGGCCCAACAUGGAGAUGCACUUGGUCCCCAUUCUUGCCACAUCCAUCCAGGAGGAGCUGGAGAAGGGGACUCCAGAGCCAGGCCCCCUCAAUGCUGCAGAUGAGCGUCACCACUCCGUCCUCAUGUCCCUACUCUGCGCCCACCUGGGGCUGAGCCCUGAGGACAUCUUGGAGAUGGAGCUGUGUCUCGCUGACACUCAACCUGCGGUCCUGGGUGGUGCCUACGAGGAGUUCAUCUUUGCCCCUCGGCUGGACAACCUGCACAGCUGCUUCUGUGCCCUGCAGGCCUUGAUCGAUUCCUGCUCAGCCCCUGCCUCCCUGGCCGCAGAUCCCCACGUGCGCAUGAUCGCCCUCUACGACAAUGAAGAGGUGGGGUCGGAGAGCGCACAGGGGGCACAGUCACUGCUGACGGAGCUGGUGCUGCGGCGGAUCUCGGCUUCGCCCCAGCACCUGACGGCCUUUGAGGAAGCCAUCCCCAAGUCCUACAUGAUCAGCGCAGACAUGGCCCAUGCCGUGCACCCCAACUACCUGGACAAGCAUGAGGAGAACCACAGGCCCCUAUUCCACAAGGGCCCUGUGAUCAAGGUGAACAGCAAGCAACGCUACGCCUCGAAUGCGGUUUCAGAGGCCCUGAUCCGAGAGGUGGCCAGCAAUGUCGGGGUGCCCCUGCAGGAUCUCAUGGUUCGGAAUGACUCGCCCUGCGGCACCACCAUUGGACCUAUCUUGGCUUCUCGGCUAGGUCUGCGGGUGCUGGAUUUGGGCAGCCCCCAGCUGGCCAUGCACUCCAUCCGGGAGACAGCCUGCACCACAGGAGUCCUCCAGACCCUCACUCUCUUUAAGGGCUUCUUUGAGCUGUUCCCUUCUCUGAGCCGUAACCUCCUGGUAGACUGAGACCUAUUGGAGAGACUUCUCUUACACGUGAGAGGGGAAGUUCUCAGCCGAGCUGAAGCUGGAUUAUUAAAGUGGAUUUUUCACUCAA
Molecule: messenger RNA, 1658 nt
Organism: Dama dama (fallow deer)
Lineage: Eukaryota; Metazoa; Chordata; Mammalia; Artiodactyla; Cervidae
Gene: DNPEP
Product: aspartyl aminopeptidase
Exons: 15
Coding region: 155-1570 (471 amino acids)
Biological process (GO): proteolysis
Molecular function (GO): aminopeptidase activity; zinc ion binding
Source: RefSeq, a predicted model, not a curated record